Molecule: messenger RNA, 558 nt
Organism: Closterium sp. Naga37s-1
Lineage: Eukaryota; Viridiplantae; Streptophyta; Zygnematophyceae; Desmidiales; Closteriaceae
Source: the annotation of a GenBank genome assembly
AUGAGGCGAGAGCAGGGACUUCUAGUGAAAGGAGGGUGGAGAAUGGAGUUGAGGAGGAACAUUCUGUUCUUGCAGAGGGAGCUCGAACGAAUGAUAAGCCCAUGCCUGCAGCAGCGGAUGCAAGGGAAAGAGGAGGGCGAAGAGGAAGGGGAGGAAGGGGGGGAAGAGGAGGAAGGGGUGAGACAGGCGAAAGGGGUGAAACGGGAGGAAGGGGAGGAAGAGGAGGAAGAGGAGGAAGGGGAGGAAGGGGAGGAAGGGGAGGAAGGGGAGGCAGAGGAAGAGGGGUUACCGCUACAUGCGACACAAAUGGCUUCACUGGACAAGGUGGGGGGGGGAUGGGGGCUGGUCCUGCUCAGGGAGGGAUGGGGGCUGGUCCUGCUCAGGGAGGGAUGGGGGCUGGUCCUGCAGAGGGAGGGAUGGGGGCUGGUCCUGCUCAGGGAUGGAUGGGGGCUGGUCCUGCUCAGGGAGGGAUGGGGGCUGGUUCGCAUAGGCCAGAGGCGCCGCGAGUGUGGCAAAGCGGAGGGAGGCGUGUCAGGGGAGGAGGGGGAGGAAGGGUAG